Messenger RNA from Erpetoichthys calabaricus (reedfish), 759 nucleotides. Its product is annotated as embryonic protein UVS.2-like. The transcript has 5 exons. Lineage: Eukaryota; Metazoa; Chordata; Cladistia; Polypteriformes; Polypteridae. The record is from RefSeq and is a predicted model, not a curated record. Bases 1 to 720 code for a protein of 239 amino acids.
AUGUCUCUGUUAUAUGCUAUUUGGUAUGAUCCCUGUAGCACUUCUAUGAUUGAAAAAUCAGGAAAUUUUAGUUCUGCUAAAUACCCAAGUCAGUAUCCUGCCAACUCCAGAUGUUACUUUACAAUUCAGCUUCCAGCAGACAGGGUCCUGCUGCAGUUCAACAGUUUCAGUGUGCAGAAAUCUCUAGGAUGCACUACAGAUUAUGUCAGAGUAUAUGACGGUUCCAGUAGAAGCUCCCCAGUCAUAAUGAACAACACCUGUGGAAGUGGUCCUGUUAUUCCCAUUAUUAGCAGUACCAGCGCAAUGCUGGUGGAGUUUGUCACAAGUGCCAAAGGCAAAGGAACUGGUUUUACUGCUUCAUAUGCCAGUGUGCAAUGUGGUGGCAAUAUGAACAAUACAAGUGGAACAUUUGCAACACCAAAUUAUCCAAAUGUGUAUCCUGUUAACGUGAUUUGUGACUGGAUCAUCACUGUUCCUGCAAUGAAAAAGAUACAGUUACAGAUAUCGCCAUUCAAUGUUGAGUUUGCACCCGGCUGUAUUUACGACUAUUUGGUGGUAUUUGAUGGGCCUUCCCUCAACUCGCCUAUCUUGAAUAACAAGUACUGUGGCAUCUACUCAAGCCUGAAAUUGACCUCCUCUCAAAAUGUGGUGGUGGUGCAGUUCUACAGCGAUGCCUCUGAUGUCUUCCCUGGCUUUAAUGCCACAUACACAGCCAUCUAAGUGGCACUCUGACCCCUUUAUUCGGAACACUUAUGCCUU